Molecule: messenger RNA, 5197 nt
Organism: Leguminivora glycinivorella
Lineage: Eukaryota; Metazoa; Arthropoda; Insecta; Lepidoptera; Tortricidae
Gene: plx
Product: TBC1 domain family member 4
Exons: 22
Coding region: 645-4769 (1374 amino acids)
Source: RefSeq, a predicted model, not a curated record
UUAAACUAAAGUGAUAGUUAAGUGUUCUUGAAAAUAGUGACUAGUGAAAAAAAAAUACAGUGCUAUUCUUGAGUGCUGCAGCAAUUUAAAAAAAAAACUUUAAAAAGUUUGAAAAAAACUUUGAAAAGUAGUUAAACUUCGUAAAUAAAAGUCCCCUGAGUUUCAUAACCAUCAAAACACAAACUACUAUAACAAGUUUAUCAUUUUCAAAACAAAAAUAACAACAGAAUAACAAAAUAGUGACUAAAUUAAUUAAAUAAGUGAUUAAUUGACUAGGAAACGGUGCCAAGUCGCCAUGUUGAAUUCAGUGUGUACACCGCUAGCGCGCCAGACGGCCGUGUUCCGAACGGCUUCUCAAAUUUCAAAUUUGGAAUUCUGGCUCGGAGUCGUCCUCAUACUGGCGGCUUGUGAAAUGGACCUAAUAUAUUUCCAUUUAUGGAACAGUUUCAAUAUGUUUUUCUAGACAUUUCAAAUAUCUCACAUAUUUUUUACGAAUAAAAUAAAUAUUUGAGCUGUGACAUAGUUGUUUAUGUUAAAUGUGUUAGUUUUAAGAGUUUUGAGCGAAUCAAAUCGUUUAAAUGUGUUAGUGAUGGUGUAAAGGAUUGAUAGUGCAACUUUAAAGUGUGACAGAACUCUUCACGCAAAUGCGAGAGCCUUCUCCCGGGGCCCCGAGCCCCAGGUCUUCCAGCAGCUCGCUCCACGUCACCAAGAACACCGGCUUCCAGCUCCAGAAUGAACAACUACCGUGGCAGACACCUUCUAUAUCUCUACCGGGCAAUUGCAGCAGUAACCUAGCUGGCGAGCCUUCCCCCCUAGUGAGAAGCACGAGCAACGCCUCUGCUCUCACUUCCCUCUGCGCUGAUCUUUCCCCUUCCGACUCACAUUUCUUUGAGGUGUUAUACAUAGGGAAAGUCCGGAUAUCGCAGCGGAAGGUUCCCGAGUCGCUCAUAGAUGACGCUUUAAUCAAAUUCGCUCAGCAUGAGGCAGACAAGGCGAAGAAUCAACGGCGACACAGCCUGUUGUCGUCCAAUGGGACCUCAAUCUACAGCGAUUCUACAGAAAACUUAAAUGAAAAAAAGACUGAAUCAACGGACAAGAAAACAAGCGUGUCAUUAUCAAACACCCCUCUAGAACCUGACAAAUCUCUGUCCUGGAAAAGCAAUGAAAAUCUACCUGACAUUGUAAAAACAGACAACACAGACUUAGACCAAGAAUUCGAGAAAUUUACUAAAGAAAGAGUCAAUGGAAGGAAAGCUGAUAUAGUACUUAAUGUACCUAAUUUAGGUACAGUAGCAGAAGAUGAAGAAAAACAUGAAGAAAUCAGAUCAAUUAUAUCUGAAACAGCUUCUUCUAUAACUCAAUUCUGUCAAACGAAUUUCUUAAAAGAAGAAGAUAGAAAAUUAGUUAAUACUAGUUCAAUUAAUCCAAUAGAUGUUAAAACUAAUCAGAGGAAUAAAUUAGAUUUAAAACUUAAUUUAGUAGAAAAAGGUGUGGUUAUUAAAAAAUCGGAUAGCUCAACUAAUAUAACUUUUGAAGAAACGAAAUCGGGAAGGAAGAAUGAAGAAGGUAGUAAUUCAGGAAUGCCGGAGAAUAAAUCGUUUUUAAGAGACCGGUCUGCGUCGAUAGGAACUAUUAGUUUGAAGACGCCAAUAGCACAAGUUAUAGGGGAGCAAAAUAGGACAAUGCUGUUUCAAGUAGGCCGCUCGGAACUUCGCCUCAUCAGCCCUGAUCGAAAGCAGAUUCUCUUGCACCGUGCCUUCAAAGAUGUCGCUAGUUGCGUCAUCGGGAGACACAAUAAGGACCACUUUGGCUUCGUGUGUCGAGAGACCAAUGAGAGCUAUGCGGCUUACGUCUUCAAGUGUGAGAGCGAUUCUGUCGCCUUGGAGGUUGUCAAUGCGAUCAAGCAAGCGUUCGUGGCACAUGCCGAGCUUCUCAAGAAGUCGCGAGAAAAAUCUCCUAACCUGACGUGUGAGCACUGUCCGAUGCUGUGGUACCACAGGCUGUGUCAUGAUGUUGAAGGCAUGAACGAGAAGAAAACGCACGCGUUCAUUCUGCGGCGAAUCGAGCAGUUACCUGAAGAUGAGCAGGAUCUAAUCAUCACUAAAUACCAGGGCGGGACCAACCAUAUGUACGAGGUAAACGAGCACAAUGCGUUCUUAAUGAUGUUAUUGCGAGCCCACUGCGAAGCGAAACAGACCAGGCAUAUACACGACACUGCCGAAAACAGGUCGGAGUUCCUGAACCAAUAUCUAGGUGGCAGCACCAUCUUCAUGAAGGCCCGCCGUUCCCUCUCGAGCGGUUUCGACCAUCUUCUUAAGAGGAAAUCCAGUUUGUCCAAAGAAGAUAUCAUUCCUCACAUUAAGAAGGAGCCAUCCCCACUACCGACUCCUCCAAUACUGGAUACAUCUUCGGAGCCCUCGGUAUCUGAAAUGUUGUCACCUGACCAGACUCGGUGCAAGUCUCUGUCGCCUGCCGUCCUUAACGGAAGUGAACCGCCACCGUCGCCGAAGCCUUCGAACAUGACCCCGCCGGCUGAAGAGGAAGAGGAACUGAAGGAGGAACCUGUCAACUCUCCCAUGAUGGACAUAUUUCUAAAAGUGAGCGACAACCGGCCUGCGCCGACUGAAGCAGGAACUGAACACGACGCCACCUGGCGGCAAGCCAUCUACGAGAAAGUUGUACAACCUACUGACGUGCAGUGCGAAGCCGGUGACCUGACUCCCGCGAAUCUCCUGGGCCUGCCCUCCUCCCGUCCCGGCAGGAGGAGCAGGGAGGAACUCCGGCAUCUGUGGAAGAUGGCCAUAGACCAGACCGUACUCCUCGUCAGGAUGGAGAGAGAAAACGCCAAGCUCAAGAAAAGCGAAGAAACCUCAGCAGUCCGUCGCAUAAAGCUGGAGUACGUGGAGCUAGGCGCAUGUGACACCGGAGUUGUGUCCAUGUGGGACUCGCUUCUAGCUUCCAGGGAUCGCUCGCAGCCGGUGGCUAAAGUGGAUAGACAUAUGUUGACACAGGCUGUUAUACAAGGUGUUCCCCGCAUGAGCCGCGGUCUGGUGUGGUACUUCCUCGCAGAGCAAGCCUGCCUCCGCUCCCCUCCACCGGAUCCGAAGCAGUAUCCGAAAUACCAGACCUCCUACAAGACGCUGUUAGCCGGUCUCACUAAACAUCAGCACGCCAUCCUUAUAGACCUUGGUCGCACCUUCCCCCAGCACUCAUAUUUCGCGUCGGCCCUCGGUCCCGGACAACUCGCCCUCUACAACAUACUGAAAGCCUAUUCCCUUGUAGACCCGGACGUUGGCUACUGCCAGGGUCUUAGCUUCGUCGCUGGAGUACUAUUACUACACACGGAGGAAGCUGAUGCCUUCAUUCUCUUGCGGCACCUCAUGUUCAGACGUGGACUCAGGAAACAGUACUUGCCAGACAUGAGCGCUCUUCAAGUACAGCUAUACCAACUGUCUCGCCUACUCCGCGACCACGAGCCUGAACUCCACGCCAAAUUGGAAUCUCUUGACAUUUCUCCCGCUCUCUACGCCGCGCCGUGGAUGCUGACUCUCUUCACCAGCCAAUUUCCCUUGGGAUUCGUCGUGAGGGUUUUCGACCUAAUCUUCCUGGAGUCCCUCGACAUCGUGUUCUCCGUCUCUCUCGCACUGUUGGCAGCACAUAGAGACGGCCUGAUGUUAUGCGAGAGUUGCGAGGAAGCAGCUGAGUACUUGAAGCAUAAGUUGCCGGAUAUGAACAAGGCGCUUUGCGACCGAGUUAUGAAGAAGGUUCUAACUCUAGACAUUAGCCGUCAGCUUUGCGACUAUGCCGUAGAAUACGCGGUGCUCAGAGAGGAGAUGCCGCGACUGGCGACUCUCACCGAAGACAACCGGCGACUAGUCGCACAGACUAAUCGCAUGUCGGGUGAACUAGACUCUGCCAUGGACGCUAUAACAGCCUACCAGAACAGCCAAGCGCGUCUCGAAUCCAUAAACAAAUCCAUGGAACACCAGCUCACGUUACUAAGUCGGUACAUCGCCGCCCACCACCGGCAAGAUUUGCCCACAGAGGUUAAAAAAAUAGUCCAGAACCAUAACAAAAAAAUAUCCUUCGGCUCCAAAAUAUUCUCGUCAAAAUUCACCUCAAACGAAGAUGAUGAAAACGAUCCGAAAAAGACGUUCAAAACAGGAAUCAGCGCGCCUAAUCUAUUCGCUAAAAUAUCUAGAGAAGACGUAUUCAAUGCUGUUAAGGAGAAAUCCUCACCAGAAUCUGACAAAAAACAAUUUUUAUCUAAGAAAUCGCAAUCCGUAGCAGCUAUUAAACCUUUCCCAUUAAAGAUUCUUGAAGAGAAACCUGAGAAUAAAAGGUCUGACAGUUUGAGAAAUAGUAAUAUACUUACUGAAUCUUUAAAAGAAUUAGGCAAGAAAAACACAGGAUUUUUCGCUAAUACACAUGAACAAAUAAGACAAGAGAGAUUAUUCGAACAGCAGUUGAAACACGAUUUUGAUGAGAACUUAAAGAAAUUAGAUCAAAAGCUAUCUCCGAAGUAUGAUGAAGACUUAAGCAUAUUCCAAAGUAGGAAAAGUAUGUCCUUGAAUUUGAAAGAACCGAAGGAAAAUAAACAGGACAGCGGUUUUGUAACACCCAUGAGCCCAGAAGAUAAGAAAGAAGUUAGAGAAGACACGUGUUCGGUAAUAUCACAUCCUUUGAGCGACUGUGAUGUGGAAAUCAAAUUUGAUGGUCAGUCUACUAAGCUGAAGCAAAUCAGGCCUUUUAGAAUACUGAGCGAAUAAAGUUGUCAUGGUGUCAUAGAGGAAUGUAAGGGACUUGUAACUCCAUACAUCAGUAAAUGCGAGUUAUUUGUAGUGACAUCUAGCGACAAUCACGCGUAAAUUAUCAGUACUCGAUACUAGGGUGUCAACAGUGUCUCGUCUGCCAAAAAUUUAAUAUUAGAACAGUUUACAACUUAUAUUACAAGCAGAAGGAAUUGAAAAGAGAAUACUGAUUGUUACAUUGUAAUAUUAGCUAAAAAUUUGUGAGCAUUAGACUAUUCGUUCUUCGCGACAUCUAUUGACAAGUAGCAGUACUGAUAAUUUAUGCUAGUUGACGCGUGAUUAUCGCUAGACGUCACUUAACUGUUGUAUGGAGUUACCACUCUUCCCUUACUUAGUUCUCUAUGAUAUAUAUUGAUUUUAGCUUGAAGUUUAAAAUGGUUGCAGUU